AGCUUGUUUUUGGAAUGCAUAUGCCAAUUUAGUCCUGUAUAUGUUUCAGGCUUUUAAAAUGUUUACAUUUCUCUUUUCAGAAGGACUAUGGAACCUCUGCAGCCCUGUAGGUGUCGAAGGCUUAAAUCCAAGUUUGAAAAGGUUUUUUCCAUUCCAGAUGAUUUGCUGGAUUAAACGCUUAAUUAGGAUGGCUUUUGAACAAGUUGGAUUGAACAUGGACUCAGUGCUUUGGUCAAGCAAGCCUUAUGGUUCAUCUCGAAGCAUUGUAAGAAAAAUUGGCAGUAACCUCUCUCUUAUUCAGUGUCCAAGAGUUCAGUUCCAGCUUACUUCUCAUGCCACAGAAGGCAACAGAGAUGAUGCGGUGGCCUCCUUUGCAGACGUGGGGUGGGUUGCUGAAGAGGAAGGUGAAGUCUCCACGAGGCUCAGAUCAGAAGUUUGGUCCCAGCCAGCCCAGGCUCCUUCAGGUGAACUGCACCACCUGGCAAGACAGAGGCCCCUACCCAGCCCGUCGCCGGAUGAGCCCGAGUCCAGGAGCUCCGCGAGCGCCAACGAGGAAGCUCUGCAGAAGAUCAGUGCCCUAGAAAACGAACUGGCCACUUUAAGAGCACAAAUAGCCAAAAUUGUCAUCUUGCAAGAACAGCAGAAUCUCACAGCAGUGGGGCUGAGUCCUGUUGCUCCAGCUGCCGUCCCCGUUGCGCCGCCUCCGCCACCGCCGCCGCCUCCGCCGCUGCCUGCGGCCGCUCCGCAACAGAGCGGAUCCGCCAUCGACCUCAUUAAAGAGCGGAGAAGCAAAAGGACAAAGUGUGGGCAGACCCUUGCAGAGAACGGGCCAAAGAAGCCCGAAAUGCCAAACAUGCUCGAGAUCCUCAAAGACAUGAACAGCGUGAAGCUACGCGCGGUGAAGAGAUCCCCAGAAGAUACAAAAUCCAAAGCAGCUGACCCAGCAGACCCUGCAGCGUUAAUAGCAGAAGCUCUCAAAAAGAAAUUUGCCUAUCGAUACCGAAGCGACAGCCAAAGUGAAACUGAAAAAGUGAUUCCAAAGCCUGAGACAAAGACAGAAGUAGUGCUGUUCGGCCCGCACAUGCUGAAGUCGACAGGAAAAAUGAAGACUUUAAUUGAAAAAUCUUAACGGAUCAAGAUCACUACCUGAAAGACUGUACGC
Molecule: messenger RNA, 1162 nt
Organism: Tinamus guttatus (white-throated tinamou)
Lineage: Eukaryota; Metazoa; Chordata; Aves; Tinamiformes; Tinamidae
Gene: MTFR1
Product: mitochondrial fission regulator 1
Biological process (GO): aerobic respiration; mitochondrial fission
Cellular component (GO): mitochondrion
Source: RefSeq, a predicted model, not a curated record